Molecule: messenger RNA, 398 nt
Organism: Schizophyllum commune H4-8
Lineage: Eukaryota; Fungi; Basidiomycota; Agaricomycetes; Agaricales; Schizophyllaceae
Exons: 2
Coding region: 18-221 (67 amino acids)
Source: RefSeq, a predicted model, not a curated record
ACGCCCCGCUUCGCUCAAUGGCGCACAUAUCUGUCUUCGCAUCGGGAACCUCUGCGGUGGAGCAACCACCAUCAGGCGCGCUGCUCCGUCUUCCACAGCCCGCGACCCCCACGCCUGCUGGAUCUUCUGAGCGGGUCUUCCGAGGCCCCCCAUCCUUUUUUGCGACGCCAAGCCCAAGACGUGCCCAAGACUGCUGCGCGGCUCUCGGCCUGUUGCGGUAAACGACUAAUUUUAGUGGAAAUCUCAAUAUCCGCGUCGCGCCAGUCAGGUUACUUUUAGAGCCUUGGCUUGGCGCCCCAGAAAUAGAUGCAUAAAGCGACGGGAGGCUUCGUAUGGGGAGUCGUCUACGGACGUUAUGCAUGCAAUCUCUCUCCAGCUGCAUAGUGCUAUUAUGACUG